AUGCCCCUCCACCGGCGCUGGCACCAGCUGCUCGGCGCCGAGACAGCGCUCACGUCGAUCGUCGCCUGUCUGUCGCCCCGCGAAGCCGUCUGCCUCGUCGUGUACGCGCUGGACGCAGAGCACGCGCCGCUCGUCACGUUCCUCUACGCCCACGCGCAAGUGCUGUCGUUGGGCGACGCGUAUCAGCAAUUUACGAGCGUGUUGCACUGCGCAGCGGCCUACGGCUGUGCCCAUGUGGUGCAGCGGCUCUUGCGCUUUCGCACGAGCUAUCGCGGGCGCGUCACGCGUGGGAACUGCGGUCCCGAGCAGCUUUUCAAGCGCGUCGAGCGGUCACGUGGGGGCCAAUUGGACACGAACGUGGAGCUCUGCAAUACGGUACUGCGCUGGUGCGUCCGGAACAGCGCGUACGAGUUCCCGGCCGAAGUCAUGUACGAAGCCGCGCGACAGGGCGCGCUCGACGUGGUCCAGUGGCUGCACUGCUGCAGUCGGUACGAGAGGUACCGCGCGAUGGAGUACGCGGGCUCAGCAGGGAAACUGGAGGUCGUCAUGUGGCUCUAUGAACAGGCACAGAGUGGGCAAACGCGGCCCAAGAGAAGAAGAAGAAGAGGAGAUGAAGAAGAAGAAGAAGAGGAGGAGGAAGAGGAGGUGGUGGAGGAGGAGGAGGAGGAAGAGGGGGAAGUGACGGUGCAUAUGGUGCAGCCACUGGAGAUGGAGCUGCAGGUGGUGAACUGGAUUGCCGUGUUUCCGCAGCAGAGGUGUUACCGAGAAGUGUUUGCGUCGAGAGCUGGGCUCUUGGCCGACGUGUUUGACCAGCGCGACCCUCUGUUGUCGUGGACGGACGCUGCUGCUCGGUCGACGGCGCUCGGUCGAAAGCGGUACCGAGCGCUGGAUACAGCGGCGGCACAAGGGGAUCUUCACAUGGUGAAGAAGUUGCAUGACGAUGGGCGAUGGCCCUGUACGAGUCGGGCGAUGGAUAUGGCUGCAGCGAAUGGCCACUUGGAUGUGGUCAAGUUCUUGCAUGCGAACCGACGGGAAGGCGGGACAGCGGUUGGCAUGUGCAGCGCUGCAGGCAAUGGCCAUUUGGAAGUCGUGCAGUGGUUGUAUCAACAUCGAAGCAGCGACGGAUGCCGCUCGAUGGUGCUGGAUCUAGCAGCUACGAAUGGGCAUUUGGAGGUGCUGCGAUGGUUAGCCCCUCGUUUUCCGCGGUUCUCGUGCUCGCCUGCAUUUCUAUCGAGUGUAGCAGCGCAGGGCAAGAUCAAGACGCUGCAGUAUCUUCACAGCGAGAUGAAGAUGCCACUAGACCAGCGCACACUUGAAGCCGCUAUUGGCUCGGGUCAUGUUGAGCUCGUCAAGUACAUUGCAGAUCGCGUUCCAGUCGAGAUCAAGCAGACUUUGUCUUGCGCCGCUGCUGAGAAGGCAGCUGCAAGUGGUAACCUUGGCCUGUUGGCGUAUGUUGUCGAGCAGCUUAACGUAUGGUCACCGCACGUGCUGAUUGCUGCCGCGCCUACAGGUAAUGUGGAAAUGGCAGAAUGGAUCAAGAAGCGAGUCGACAGGUAUCCUGCCGGACCGGAGGAGAUAGUUUUGGUGCGAGAGCGGCGAUGCCGUGCUGUAACAAUCAACGCCAUUGACGCGAUGCUCCCGAAACUGUCACUGACGCCAAUUGAGCGACGACUGUCGUGUGAUAACUACACGUCCACUGAAUGUGCGCGGCAACUCGAUGUCGUAGAUGGCAUCACGCUGUAUCGUUGUGCGGUGCUCCGUCACUUUGACAUGAUUGAGUGGUUGCUGAAGCACAAGCUGGCAGCUCCGAGCUUUGCCCAUUUGGUGAAAGAGCGCGAGCUCGUGUCGCGUUCUGUGGCUGGUCGAAGCAUGACUGACGAGGAUCUACUUGCUGCAGUUUCUUCUUCCAGUGGUAGCAGUGGCGAGUCCAGCGCUGGGUCCUCAGACUCUGUCCCCGUUACCGCUGCAUCUGUCGCGCCAAGUGCGACGACAAGUGGCAGUGAAGUCGGACCUGUUGCAAAUGGAGUUCCAAGCCGUUUGGUCAGUGUCCGAGCACUUGCUGAUGACCGGCGAUCCAGAUUCGAUCCGUUUGCAUGGGCGUUGCCAGCCAAGACAAGUCCGUACUGGCAAACUGAGUUUGUGCGCCUUGUGUUACGGUAUUGUCCCGAGUUGUCACUAAACCUCGAGUGGAUGCCGCUGUGGGCAGCCCAGCGUGGAGACCUCACGGUGCUGGAACUGCUUUAUUCGGUAAAACACCCGCAGUUGUUUACCGUGCAGACGUUCACUGCGAUCAUGCGGUACACCAAAGCGGGGCAUACGCUCCAAUGGUUUCAAACACACAGUCCGACUCUCAUGGGCGACUCGUCGAUUGUGGAAUGGGGCGUGAAGUAUCGGCAGUUUGUCUACCUCACGUACGUGUUUCUUACUUUCCAGCCCAAACGAACUGAAGAGCGAUUCCGUCAACACGGAGUCGAGUAUGCUCUCCACGUAGCAAGUGCAAUGGGUCACCUCGACGUCGUGACAUGGAUUUGUGGAAACUGCGAGAUAUUCUUGAACGUACCAGCAGCAGAGCUUCAUGCAAAGCUAGGAAGACUCACGAUGUGGAACGACGCUCUACUAGCUGCUGCACGGUCUGGGCAGAUCGGGGUUCUAGCAUGGCUGCACGAGAAGUUUCCGUUUUUCCGAAAUGUGCCUGGCAGUGCUCACAAGAUGGCUGUCGUGAAGGCCAUGGCUGAUGCCGCUGCUGGACACGGCCAAUUGCGUGUGCUGCGUUGGCUUCAAGCAAACGUCGGUCGUCAAAUGGUCUCUCUCACAAAGCAGAGCGCGACACGCAGUGACAAUCCGACCUCGACAGAUCGAUCGACACGAGUGGACACGAGCUUCGUGUCGACUGAUGGACUGCUCGAGGCAAUGGUAAACCGUCACGUUGAUGUGGUGCAAUGGGUUUGUGCCGUCGACAUUGAUUUAGUUGGUCGGCAAACUGUGAAACGACGUGGAGAGCUCGCGGCAUUUUUGCGCGAGGAGGUGGACGGGUUCGUGCCGUCCAAGUUGGGAUGUGUCUUCCCGCCACUGUGA
This is a messenger RNA of Hyaloperonospora brassicae, 3075 nucleotides long. The record is from the annotation of a GenBank genome assembly. Lineage: Eukaryota; Oomycota; Peronosporomycetes; Peronosporales; Peronosporaceae.